Molecule: messenger RNA, 1413 nt
Organism: Aplosporella prunicola CBS 121167
Lineage: Eukaryota; Fungi; Ascomycota; Dothideomycetes; Botryosphaeriales; Aplosporellaceae
Exons: 3
Coding region: 1-1413 (470 amino acids)
Biological process (GO): regulation of transcription by RNA polymerase II
Cellular component (GO): PcG protein complex; transcription regulator complex
Molecular function (GO): RNA polymerase II cis-regulatory region sequence-specific DNA binding; DNA-binding transcription factor activity, RNA polymerase II-specific
Source: RefSeq, a predicted model, not a curated record
AUGGAACUUGGGACAAUACUUAAUACUAAGAUGCCUGGUCGCGUUCUAGCAGGAAGACCCAUGUCAUACGAGAUGCAGCCCAGCAUGCAACAACAGCAUUACGCCCCCUCGCCCUACCAGAACGGCGCCAUCAAGUCCGAGACCAACUCCGAGCGCGGAGUGUCGCCGCACCCCUCCGACUACCAGUCGCGUUACGCGCAACCCGCUCCUCCUCCUCUUCAGGCUUACCAGACCAUGCCCGCCAUGUCCAACGGCAUGCGCUAUCCCUCUCCCUCCGCCAUGCAGGCGCCCAUGUCCAUGAUGAACCAGCAAUACCUCCCCAACCCCCCGCCAGAGCACGCGUAUCCGCCUCAGGUCCAGCCUGAUCAGCAGUCUCAGCAGCAGGUUGGCGGCAGGCCUGCAUCCGACACGGGCCCACCCAAGGCUUUCGCCUGCUCGACCUGUGGCAAGGGCUUCGCUCGCCGCAGCGACUUGGCGCGUCACGAGCGCAUCCACAGUGGUGUCCGUCCUCACGUGUGUGACUUCCCCAACUGCGGCAAGCAGUUCAUCCAGCGCUCCGCGUUGACCGUCCACCAACGCGUCCACACUGGCGAGAAGCCUCACAUGUGCGAGCGUUGCGGAAAGCCCUUCAGUGACUCGAGUUCGCUUGCGCGUCACAGGCGCAUUCACUCUGGCAAGCGCCCGUACAAGUGCCCCUACGCCGACUGCCAGAAGACCUUCACUCGUAGGACGACGCUCACGCGUCACCAAAACCACCACACGGGCACCGUCGAGGAGGCUGCGGCUGCCACUGCCGCCGCGUUGGCGUCGAGGGCUUCUGCUGCCCCUGCCCGCUCCGUUCGCUCUGAUGCGGAUGACUACUCCGAGACCGCCUCUCCCCUCCCCACCCCUUCGCCCAACAACCGCCCGCUCUCUCUCUCGCCGGCUGCUGGCAUGCCGGUCGUGCCUGCCAUGCACCGCCAGGUCUCCGACUUCGCCUACAUGGGCGGUGUGAACAUGCCCGCUCACCUUCGCCCCGAGAUGCAGCAACCGAGCCCUCGCUCUUCUCCCUCUCUGACUUCCCAGUCCUACACGCCUGUCGCUCCCCCCAGGCCGACCAUCACCUCGCACCCCAGCGCCUACGGCCCGCCCUCGGUCCUGGAGCCCCCUGCGAACAGCCACCAGCAGCAGCCUGGCAGUGCUCCUCACAGCCCUCACAUGAGCGGUAUGGGAUGGCAGUCGCCCGCCCAGCAGAACAUGCCCUCUCCGGGCCCUGCUGACAGCUACACCUACCCCGAGCCGCACUACGGUGCCUCGGCCCCCAACAUGUACUAUGCCAACCCCAACAUCCGCAGGCCCAACAGCACUGAGCCUGACGGCUACGACCCUCGCCAGAGGAUGGAUGGUGGCAUGUGGGCGCCUCCUGUGCAAUAG